GCGGUCGGCAAAAUCUAGUGGGUUCUACACGCUACCGAAUCAUUGGUCUCGAUUUUCUAUAAAUACAAACAAAACAGCCGCUGACUGGACGCUCUGUAUAUAGGAAAAGCGGUAUAGAAAAUGGAGCAGGUGAAGACCCCGUGGAUCGAGACGCCGUUGGUGCGCUCAGCAACGCUCUCUAAGACAGCGGGCUGCAAUGUCUUUUUGAAACUGGAAAACACACAGCCCUCUGGGUCCUUCAAAUCUCGCGGCGUCGGCUACUACAUGGUUAGCAAACUUGUUGCGCUGCGCAAAGAGACUGGCGACAACUCAGCAAAGCCGCACUUCUACAGCUCGUCUGGGGGCAAUGCUGGCCUUGGCUGUGUCCGUGGUGCUGUGACGCUAGAGUGCAAGGCAACGGUAGUUGUCCCUCUCUCUACGACCCCUUUCAUGAUUGGAAAGCUGCGAGAUGCGGGUGCGACAGAAGUCAUCCAGCAGGGUGCAUCGUGGCAAGAGGCUGACGAGUAUCUGCGAGAGACCCUUAUGGCAGAAGCCGCUGCAAAGGGUGAAUCUCCUGUAUACGUCCCUCCCUUUGAUGCACCUGAGAUUUGGCAAGGCAAUUCAGGCGUGACGCGAGAGAUUGUCAAGCAACUUCCCGAGGCAAUGAAACACUAUCCCGUCGCAACUGCGGACGGCAAGACGCCCGUUAUUGAUGCCGUAGUGUGCAGUGUUGGCGGUGGUGGUCUUUUUUGCGGUAUCAUGCAGGGAGUAGAAGAGCUGGCACUCGCAACGAAGGUCAUUGCUGUUGAGACACACGGCGCGGACUCGCUAUCACAGGCUGUAGCCAAAAAGGAGCUGAUUACACUGCCGGCCAUCACUAGUCUUGCGACCAGCUUGGGAGCCAGACGGGUAGCGAAACGAGCUUUUGAAUAUGGCCUGCAAGACAACGUUUCGACGGUGGUGGUAUCGGAUGCCGAUGCCAUCCGUGCCUGCAAGCGAUUUGCCGACGAGGAACACUAUUUGGUGGAAAUGGCUUGCGGUGUGUGCCCAGCCAUUUGCUACAAUGGUCAGCUGAAGACGCUAGUGCCAGGAUUUAAUGAAAACAGUGUGGUUGUGCUUGUUGUAUGCGGUGGAAGCAACAUGUCCUUUGAUAUCAUGGAGGACUACAUGGCCAAGUUGACGUAGACUCGAUAUUCGCAUAGAUUACUAGAAAUAGAAUAGAACUGCAAUGCAUG
[Torrubiella] hemipterigena is the source of this 1214-nucleotide messenger RNA. The record is from the annotation of a GenBank genome assembly. Lineage: Eukaryota; Fungi; Ascomycota; Sordariomycetes; Hypocreales; Clavicipitaceae.